AUGGAGGGAGCCGGCGUUACCUUUUUCAUCACCCUGCAGAAGAUCUACUACCCGCUGCUUUGCCUCAUGGGUAUUCCAGCCAACCUCUUCACCUUCUACAUGAUCUGCUUUCGUAAAUGUGGGAUGUCCAACACAGCCAUCGUUUACCUGAGCUGUCUGGCCAUCGUGGACACCUUCUAUCUAGUGUGGGUGAUCCUCCUUGACCUGACUCUCACCUUCUGGCUGCAGCAGCCCUUCUGGCACUCCCGUCCCUGGUGUGGCAUCCUGGCGUUUCUGCAGUAUGGUUCGCUCUGCAGCUCCUCCUGGAUUGUGGUGGUGUUCACCAUCGAGCGCUACCUCGUUCUGCGCAGCACGGCGGCCAAGCAGCACUUCUCCCAGUCCCGGGUCACCAAACUGACGUGCUUUGCUAUCGUCCUGGUUUCGCAUCUUGUCUCCGUUCCCCCGGCCUGGAUCAACACUGUCGCGCCAGUCAACCUCACCAUGAACGGGGAGAAUGUGACGCUGCCUAGGUGCAUAUACCGCGAUAAGGUGUACUCCACAGUUAUUGUGUGGAUCACUACCUUCCUCUCAGGGGGAAUCCCCAUUGUAUUAGUCAUUAUCUUCAACUACCUGAUCGGGCACCAUUUGUGCCGGGCCACAAACCUCUUCAGUAAGGAAGAGCGCCGUGUCAUGCACGGGAGAACCACCAGGGGCAUGUUGAAGAGGACCAUCCUGCUGCUGGGCACCGUCUCCGUGGCCUUUGUCGUCCUCAGCCUGCCCCGCUUUGUCACGUACUGCAUCCUCAGGACCGUGUACAACGACGUGAACUUCAACAGGGACGACUACAGCCUCCCCAUCAAUGUGGCCGGAGACUUGGCCAACAUGCUGCAGAACCUCAACUCCACCACCAACUUUCUGCUGUACUGCAUGGUCAGCCGGCGCUUUCGGCGGGAGCUCGUCCAGGUGGCCACGUGCAAGGCGAGGGCCCUCGAGCUGGGUUCUGUCCUCGCCCACACAGCCGUGAAGGUGUUCUCAGUUGUAGAUCAUAAGGCCUCGCCAACCCGUCACCCUGCAACUGUGGUCCUAACCAAUCUUAAGCUGAUAGAGUAG
Pungitius pungitius (ninespine stickleback) is the source of this 1089-nucleotide messenger RNA. RefSeq names its product probable G-protein coupled receptor 139. Gene Ontology annotation, biological process: phospholipase C-activating G protein-coupled receptor signaling pathway. The transcript is spliced from 2 exons. Gene Ontology annotation, cellular component: plasma membrane. The coding region runs from base 1 to 1089 and encodes 362 amino acids. Gene Ontology annotation, molecular function: G protein-coupled receptor activity. The record is from RefSeq and is a predicted model, not a curated record. Lineage: Eukaryota; Metazoa; Chordata; Actinopteri; Perciformes; Gasterosteidae.